GUAGUUUAUGUGAGUUCCCCUUCCCUGUGCCUCCCGAGGCCCUGCUCCCUGAUGAUGAGUGUUGUCUGGUGUUUGUAGUGGAGCUGAACAAGGGACCCUACGGACUGGGCAUGGGACUCAUAGACGGACUGCACACGCCUCUGAAUGCUCCAGGGAUCUAUAUCAGAACUCUGAUACCAGACGGUCCGGCGGAGUCCGACGGGAGGCUGAGGAUUGGAGACCGGAUACUAGCGGUUAACGGGACCAGCCUGAUAGGAGCAGACUACCAGAGUGCUGUGGAUCUGAUUCGUCUAGGCGGAGGACGCCUGCGUUUCCUGGUGGCCAAGUCAGACCUGGAGGUCUCAGAGAAGAUCAGCGCUUCGUCCUGCUGACUGGAGGGAACGGCGGGAAUCUCCACGGGAACCGCUGCCCCCACAG
This is a messenger RNA of Oncorhynchus keta (chum salmon), 417 nucleotides long. RefSeq names its product ras-associating and dilute domain-containing protein-like. The record is from RefSeq and is a predicted model, not a curated record. The transcript is spliced from 3 exons. The annotation marks the transcript as partial. NCBI's taxonomy places the organism in Eukaryota, Metazoa, Chordata, Actinopteri, Salmoniformes, Salmonidae. Gene Ontology annotation, molecular function: protein binding.